Molecule: messenger RNA, 717 nt
Organism: Phyllopteryx taeniolatus (common seadragon)
Lineage: Eukaryota; Metazoa; Chordata; Actinopteri; Syngnathiformes; Syngnathidae
Gene: dtd2
Product: D-aminoacyl-tRNA deacylase 2
Exons: 3
Coding region: 140-634 (164 amino acids)
Biological process (GO): tRNA metabolic process
Cellular component (GO): cytoplasm
Molecular function (GO): D-tyrosyl-tRNA(Tyr) deacylase activity
Source: RefSeq, a predicted model, not a curated record
UGACGUAAACAGGAAGUGUGCUCCAUCCAAGUUCUUUUGUUCGACACUUUUCCAACAAGCCAAACGUGGCACCCUGUGAAUGUUUAGUGUGCUCACAUUCUCUUGAAAAGGAGUUUUUCGAGUGUCCUCUGGGAGCGGAAUGGCUGACGGAAGCGGUUGUGCGGCUCCGGUGGCCCGCACGGUUGUGCAACAAUGUCUGCAGGCGAGGUUGCAGGUGAAGCCGCCGGACGAGCACCAAGAAGCGCAGUGGGUUCAGAUCGAAAGAGGCAUGGUGGUCUACGUGAGUUUUUUUAAGGGCGCCACAGAAGACAUCCUGCCCAAGAUGGUUUCCACGUUACUGAACGUGCGUCUGUGCGAGUCUUCCACCGGCCAGACGGUUUCGUUGCUGGAUCUCCCGGGCAGCCUCCUGGUGGUCCCUCAGGCCACGCUGGGGGGCAAAGCCAAAGGCCGGGCCAUGCAGUACCACCACAACGUGGCCAAGGAGGUCGGACUGCGACUGUACGCCCGCUUCGUGGCCCUGUGCCAACAGGAGGUGACGGCGGCCGGCGUGAGCGUCCGGCACGGGACGUACGGGAACAGGCAGGUCCUCGACCUCAAAACCAACGGCCCCUACACGCACCUCGUGGAAUUCUGAACACGACCCGGAGAAGCGUCUACCUGUGCGUACGUACCCUUUGGAAUGUUUGUCUCACCAUUAAAAUACGGAAAUAAAACGGA